Perca flavescens (yellow perch) is the source of this 556-nucleotide messenger RNA. RefSeq names its product NADH:ubiquinone oxidoreductase subunit B (gene ndufb6). Gene Ontology annotation, biological process: mitochondrial electron transport, NADH to ubiquinone; mitochondrial ATP synthesis coupled electron transport. Gene Ontology annotation, cellular component: respiratory chain complex I. The transcript has 4 exons. Bases 113 to 496 code for a protein of 127 amino acids. NCBI's taxonomy places the organism in Eukaryota, Metazoa, Chordata, Actinopteri, Perciformes, Percidae. The record is from RefSeq and is a predicted model, not a curated record.
CACGUUUCCGCUCCUUCUUCUUCUUCGUUGGUUGGUAUAUUUCUCUGCAAAGAGAAGUGUCCUCCAUGGUGUCAUUGUAGGUCUCUUGAGGUUGAAUAUCCAGAAACAAGCAAUGUCUGGGUACACGCCAGACGAGAAGCUCCGUGUCGAGCAGAUAACAAAGCUCCGGAGGCAGUGGCUGAAGGACCAGGAGCUCAGCCCGAGGGAGCCCGUGAUACAAGCUAAAUCUCCCGGCGCUGUCGCUAAGUUCUGGGCUGGCUUUCUGGAGCCCAAGAGCCUGUGGAGGCUUUACACCUACAAAGCAUACACAGGUGGAGUUUUUACAUUAACACGGCUGUUGAUACCUGCUUGGAUUGUUCACUACUGUGUGAAAUACCAUGUUGCUCAAAGGCCAUAUGGCAUUGUGGAUUUGAAACCCAAGCUGUUCCCUGGUGACACCAUUCUGGAGACGGGUGAAGUUGUUCCAGAUCUUCCCGACACCCAUGGUCAUCACUGAAGUUUCAAUCAUUUUCUGUUGUAAAAACUGUGUAUAUGCCAAUAAAAUAUUACAAAGUUA